UGUAGCUCGUAUCUAAUUGGGUCUUGGACACGUCAAUUUACUGACGUUUUGCGAAGUAAAAAAAUCUAGUGUGCGGCAUUUAUUGACAUCGGAACGUCCUUCCCUGUCUUUUUAGAUGUCCACGGACGGUAUGUAGCUGUUUGAAGGACUUUCUUAUGCGUUGUUCCGCCUGUGAGUUGCAGACAGAGCCGCUGAAGCCACUGGGUGCCAGUUUAAAGCCCCACAACUCGCCCGGACCCGGUGAUGCUGUGAUGUAAAGUGACAGAUCGAGCUGUGCUAGCUUAGUGUGAUAGCUAAGGGGAAUAAAACUGCAGGUGGACUGGUGCUGGACUGGUGCGAAGUACAAGUUCAGGAGUGAAUGACGACAGACGGUUCAUCUGCAAGCCCUGAGCUGGCUGAUCUCGGAGCGAAGAGCAAAUCUUUGUGGCAGCUUUGGAGAACUGUGGCCUGAAGGCAUUUUGAUAUUUGAAAUGUCAGUCAAAAGAGCAGAAGGGAUGUCCAUCGCUCAGGCUUUGGCCAUGACCGUAGCAGAGAUCCCUGUCUUUCUCUAUUCCUCAUUUGGGCAGUCAAUAUUUUCCCAGCUAAAACUGACCCCAAGCUUGAAGAAGGUGCUCUUUGCCACAGCACUGGGCAGUGUAGCUCUGGCUCUCACUGCGCAUCAGCUCAAAAGACGGAGGAGGAAGAGGAAGCAGGCAACACAAGGGAAGGAGGGCCAGAAGACAGUUGGAAUACCUGAGGCACUGAUGAGGACAGGAAGGCCCUCCUCAUUAAAGAGAGGUCCAUUAACUGGCCGUCAGGUGAUGAGUCCAAGCAACAGGAGCAAUGACACCAUGAGUGGAAUUUCUUCUCUGGCUCCCAGUAAACACUCAAGCUCCUCACACAGCCUGGCAUCGAUGCGGGUCCCAAACUCCCCAAAUCAGUCUGUCAAUCCAUCCACACCCUGGGAAACAGAGCCUGUGGUCGAAGAGUCGGGGGCAUUAGAGGACGCCAAUGCAGAGAAUCUUUAUUUAAUGGGGAUGGAGCUCUUUGAAGAAGCUCUACGAAAGUGGGAACAGGCCCUGAAUAUUCGCCACUCUGGCUCAUCUUCCAGCAACAGUAGCCUUGCACUACAGGGGGCAACGUGUGAAGACUUUCCCAUGAUGGAAAUGCGUAAUAAAGUGUUUGCUGAGAAGUUGGAGACACUACUGCACAGGGCCUACCACCUACAGGAGGAUUUUGGCAGCACUAUCCCAACAGACAGUGUGCUGGCAGACUUUGAGAGUGAAGGAACUCUCAUCUUGCCUCAAGUGGAGACUUUCCACCGAUUGCAAAAUGAUGAUGCAGCUACUGUUUCCUCUGAUGAGUCCUUCUUCUCUGCUGCAGAGUUGUUUGAUGCAAUGGCUCUAGAAGAGGUCUACCAUCCUCUUAAGCCUGCAGCUCUAUAUGAAGAAGCCUUGUCCCUAGUGCGGGAGUGCAAAGUGGCCUACAGGUCCUCGAGGACUGAAUUACUUGAAUGUUAUGAUGAUCAAGAUUUCCUUGCCAAACUCCACUGUGUGAGACAAGCAUUCCAGGUCCUGUUGAUAGAUGAAACUCAUCGCACAUUUUUCAUGGAGACUGGAAAGCAAAUGAUCACAGGGUUAAUGGUGAAGGCAAACAAGAGCCCUAAAGCCUUCCUAGAGAGCUAUCAGGACAUGCUGCUUUACACCCAGAGGGAAGAAACAUGGCCCAUUACUAAGAUGGAGCUGGAGGGCAGAGGAGUGGUGUGUAUGAACUUUUUUGACAUUGUGUUGGACUUCAUCCUGAUGGAUGCGUUUGAGGACCUGGAGAGCCCUCCCUCCUCUGUGGUCGCUGUGCUGAGGAAUCGCUGGCUUUCUGACAGCUUUAAAGAGACGGCCCUGGCCACUGCUUGCUGGUCUGUCCUCAAAGCUAAAAGGCGUUUGCUUAUGGUACCUGAUGGUUUUAUAUCCCACUUCUAUGCCAUAUCAGAACAUGUGAGCCCUGUUUUAGCUUUUGGGUUUUUAGGACCUAGGCAGCACCUAAGUGAAGUGUGCACUAUCUUUAAGCAACAAAUUGUACAGUACCUUAAGGAUAUGUUCGACCACGACAAAGUACGCUUCAACUCGGCUCAGUGCUUGGGGGAGGACAUCCUGAACCUUUCCCACCGCCGGAGUGAGAUUUUACUGGGGUAUCUGGGGAUUGACAGCCUUCUGCAGCUCAAUGGUACCGUGCCCAUAGAAACGGAGGACUCUUCAGGGCCCAACUAAAACCACUAGGGCCACUAAGUUAUUCAUGUGUCUUGUGAGGGCCAAAGACUUUGGGUUUUCAAGUAGGGAACAGCAAGGAGUUCCAUCUCAACACUUGAGUUGUAAGAAAUAAUCAUUUAAUCAUCAGUGGAUUUAUUUUCACUAGAUCUGGGUUAUCACCAGUACCAGUGAGGGGAGACUUUCCUAUUUUGUAAUCAGCUGCUGUGUUGCAUUUGGAGACGGCCAACUGAAGUCAUGUAAUCUCAGACGUGUGUGGACUUGUCUCUGCCUUGAUGUGAUGAGGAUACGUAGAAACACACAGGACAGAAGCACUCUGAGCAAAUGAAGACUGGGCCUUCUACACUAUUACUCCUCAUGGAGCGAAUGUUUUCAGAUUACCACUUGUGGUUGCAUUGUAACCUUCCAUUCAUCUGACCGGUGAAAUCAGUUUAAAUAUCAUCUUCUUCAUUAUUAUAUGGGAAAAAAAAAACAAGUCUGAUAAUGUUUUAGUUUUUUAUUGAAAGGGACAAAGAUAUUUGUUAAAACCAUGAUAAUUCCUGAUAACCUUGGCUAACUCUCUGUCGCUUCUGCUGCUUAAUGAAAGAUGUGAUGAAUUUGUCUCCUCACUUAUACAAUAGUAUUUAUUCCAGUUUGGUUUGGUCCAGCAGUUUAAGAUGUGACUGUGUGAAGUCCAAAAGGACAACAAUUAAAAGUAGCUUAGGGUAAAAUGUUAACAUAUAGAAAAUAUGUGUUGAUUAUCCCCAAGUUAUGCUCUGACCCCACAUCACUUCUAAUAAUCGUCUCCGAUAAAGUGGAUAACGGCGAUAGAAAACAACAUAGAACUGAUGUGGUUUUUGAGCUUAUUUAAACAAAAGUAUCUAAAUACAAAUACAUUUAAAUCUGUUCAUGUGUGAAAUCAGCAGCACUACAUACUGAGUAUAAAUGUUGUUAUUGGUGUAAAUUGGGAUAAGAAGAGUGGAUUAAAGAAAAACCCUAAACCCAAAAGGUCUUAUUUUUCACAGCAGGCAUGUGCCAGUGUUUUAAUGGGAAAAGUACAAAUGUUACUGUUAACCUGAACAACUGAAGUGUUUUAAUUACGUGUUUAUUUAGUUUAAGCCUUGACAGUAACAGCACGGGUAGAAAAUUACUCGGUGAGUUUUGCUGAUUAAACAACCUGUAUGUGGACUCAUUUUCAGCCACAACCAGUAAAAAAUUAACCAUUUUAAUAAUGAUCCAAUAAUAUAGUUUACUAUAUAAACAGUACAUCAUCAUCAGAAGAGCAUUCAUUUGGAUACCUAGGUACACUGCUCUUUAAAUUCAACUUUCGUCAAAUGUAAUUGAUCAUUUUCCUACUUUUAGUUGAGGAUCACAAUGUCUUACCCCUGUGCUUUUCCUUUUAUGCCAAAAUGUGUGCUGUGAAAAAAGCUCAUCAACACUUUGAGCUCCAUUUACAGUAGAAUUGUUACUAAGGUUGUUUUGUUUGUGACUUCAUGAAGUCUUGCAAUGAGGAAGUGGGCAUUGUACAGUCAGACUGUUACCUCCAUAAGGGCAUGGAUGAUAAUCUCUGAGUUCUCUUUUCUCAGUACUGUGAACGUGUUGGACACAGAAAACAUCAAAGAGACCAUGUUAAAUGGAGUUUUUCCUAUACAAUCCCAACAUGGACAACCCCGUUACUGUAAAAGCAGAUGUUUGUUGUGCAGACUUUUUUGUAUUUAAGAAAUUGUCACAAAGUGAAUGAUCGUAAUGAAAUGCGUUGAAUAGAUUACUUAUUAUUUAAUGCAGUGUAAACGCACUGUAUGCUUGUGUUGUCUGCAAGUUUCCUCUCUGGUCCUGUCUGUGAUCCGAAUAGUUUCAUGCAAAUUAAGAGCAGUUGGCUCUUGGUUAUUCAUAGUCUUCAUAAUCACUUGUGUAAGCAUGUGUUGUCUUGAUAAUCCAAAUCCUGCUCUUGUUGCAACAUGCCUCUAAAAAGUCGCAGUCAUAAAACCUUUUUAUUUUGUUUGGUCACAAUGCAAUACCUUUAUCUAAAACCUGUAUUGUCAGUCAAAUGUGAACUGCGCCUAUCCAACUUACCUGAAAUCAAUUUCAUACCUUGUUUUGACAGAUAUGCAGCUUUGUGCUUUCAAGCAUUUUGCACUUUAUCAGACAAACCGAAAGCUAUGGGAAUGUCCCGCAGCUCUUUUUAAAUAAACAGAAUGAGAAUUUGACUAAACAAUAAUUCUGAGGUGUUACACAAAAUAACUAAUAUAUAUAUAUUAUUAAUACCAUACAACAUACAUGAUGUAUAGCAAGGAAAAUAUAUUAUGGAAGAUGUUAAUUGUGGUAACUGCCCUAAGAUUUAAGCCUUUGUGUUGAUUUUAACAUCAGACUGUGUUGUGCAAUGAUUCAAAAUUGUUUUCUUCCCUGUUAAAUCCUGUUGUUGUAGAAUAUCAGCAGUGUGAAUCAUCCUGGCAAAUUCAGUAAUGAUGAUCAGCAGCCUUUGCAUGUUAAAAAUGUAGAUUUUUUGCAAGCAGUUAUUGGCAUUUUCCUGCAUUAUCUCAAACCACACUCAGCCAUAGUUACUGUUAUUAUUAGUUUUACAUAACCCAAGUAGAAAUAAGCUGAAGAAAAUGCUCAUUCAUUUAAAAGUCAAUUUUGAGGUAUAGAUUCUCCUUAGAUUACAUUGAAUAGAUUAUCGAGUUUUAUGGGGAUUUCAGAUGGCCAAAAUGAUUUUACUUUGUAAAGUCACUGCUGUAUAUUACAAGUGUCCUGUUCAUGCCUUUUGUCUUUUCUAUUGUUGAUUUACAAUGCCAGCACAAACUGUAAAUUGAUUUUGAUUCUCCACAUUAAAUGUUAUUUUUUAUUAUCAAACAAUAAGUUUAUUUUUUGCCUUUUUCCCAAUAAAUGAUCAUUUGA
This is a messenger RNA of Solea solea (common sole), 5114 nucleotides long. RefSeq names its product mitoguardin 2 (gene miga2). The transcript is spliced from 16 exons. The record is from RefSeq and is a predicted model, not a curated record. The coding region runs from base 471 to 2243 and encodes 590 amino acids. Lineage: Eukaryota; Metazoa; Chordata; Actinopteri; Pleuronectiformes; Soleidae. Gene Ontology annotation, biological process: mitochondrial fusion.